Molecule: messenger RNA, 168 nt
Organism: Sphenostylis stenocarpa
Lineage: Eukaryota; Viridiplantae; Streptophyta; Magnoliopsida; Fabales; Fabaceae
Source: the annotation of a GenBank genome assembly
AUGGAAGUCGUUGCAGGCGAACGGUGGUUUGCGCUGAAUAGUUCACGCCUGAGAAGAUCCGAGAGAAAGGCCUAUUGGUGGCAUAGGUAUUAUGCUUUUCUGUCGUCACAAACUGUUUGUGUAUUUUACCCUGUUAGUAAGAGGGAAGGUUUAUGGUAUGAUGAGUAG